CGAUGAUUUUUAGAAAGGUCAAACGGCGUCGUUUGAAGCGCCAACCCCUCCUUAAUACCCGACCAGGCUUCGGAAACGAUACGCCUUCAUCAAUCGAAGCUCUUCUGCUCUUCGUUCUACAUUGCUUAACGUCGUCGGAUACCUUCAAGAACUACCACACAUCUCUUUGCCAUGGAGAACACCGGAGCAAGUAGCGGGUUCCAGUACAAGAGAAGAAGAAUUCUAACCCAAACACAAAGGGAGGAGAUGGAGAAUGAAAACCAGAUUUCUGCUGAGGUAACUCCAUCUGUGGAUGGUCAAUCGUUCCUGGAUGCUGCGGAAAUUGAGGUUCCAGCGUUGGAUUGCACCAUUGAUAUUGAUAAAAUACCUGGAAUGAAGUUAACCCUGAAAUCUUCUUUGGGGGAGUUCCAGAAUCUGAUGGAAGAAGGACUUGGAGAUCAUCCAGAAGUUCUUGAUUUGUUUAGGACUUCCACCCCUUUUUCUCAUUUUUUGGAUGUUGAGUGUAUUCCUCCUCCUCUGUUCCUAUGGCAACUCAUUGCGAGGGAAGCCAAUAUAAAGAGGAAAGGAGAGAUGUGGUUCGUUUUCAAAGGAGUUCCUGUCAGAACUGAUCUAUUCUUAUGUAAAAAUAUGAAGGUGAAUGUAACUGAAUCAGGAGAAGAACCAACCAAGAAUCCGCAGGAGGUUCCAGAGACGACAAUCAUGGGUGAUUGUGAGGAGACUGAGGCACGAAAUCCUUCCCCUGACCAUAAGGUUUCUCCAAAUUGUCCAAUACUUGGUAUUCUCCACAUUUUUGGGGAAAUUGAACAAGAGCACGAAAAUCAACUUUCAACUCUUUCUGAUUCUGUUCUUAGUUUGGAGAACAGGAAGGCUGAGUCUACCCACCAGACAAUGGGAACAGAAGAUGCUACCUCAAUGAAGCCUCUGCAUGAAAUGGUUGAGCCUAGCAAUGAGAUCAUGGAAACAGACGCUGCUGCUGCUUCUAUGAAACCUCUGAAGCCUCUGCAUGAAAUGGUUGAGCCUAGCCAUGAGGUCAUGGAAACAGACGAUGCUGCUUCUAUGAAAACUCAGCAGGACAAGGUUGUUUCUCCCCCGAAGGAAUUGGGAGAAGAGGCUGAAAUUACUGAUGGAAUUGUGUAUGGAAAGAGAGUGAAAAAGAAGUCAGCCAGUUUGAAGUCUCCUUAUACAGCGGACGGGAGGAAGAAAAAGAAAGCCGAUGAGCUCUUAUCUAAGCCGCCAACUAAAGCAGAUCUUUUGGAAUUUAAGAGAUUCAUCGUAAAAGCAAUUAAAGAUGACCGCCCUGUACAAUGCUACCUCGCCCAACACAAGGAGAUUCAGGAUUUUGUGAAAACGUUCUGGACUGACCUUAUCACUCCAGAUUUUUUUGUAGCAGAUACUCAUCUGAGUGAGUACCUUUACGUCCUGAGAAGACGUUUAUGCAAUGACGAUGGAGACUCAUGCAUUGCGCCUCUUGAAUUCAACAAUUACGUGAACUCUUAUGCGACUGACCCAGAGUGGCCUGUUUUGUCUGGACCCCUUGAAAAGAUUGUGGAUGGUACAUACAGCGAGGGGCCGGAAGCAUUUAAAACCAAAGCCUGGAAUAAGAACACUAAGUACGUAUAUUAUUUGAAAGGCACAGAGUCACAUUGGUUCUGUAUCAAGGCUGACUUUGAGAGGUGCCGCCUCGUCGUGCUUGACUCCCUUAGGAGGAUAAUUUCAAUUGAGAGGAUGGCUGGUUUGCUGAAGGAUGAUCUUAUGGGGUUUAAAGGCAUUGCUGGAAUUAGAGAAAUCGGCAAGCACGGAUAUGCCGCUUGGGAAUUUGAAUACUGCACAGUACCCCAACAGAUUGAUUGUGACUGCGGCAUCUUCGCGAUCAUUCAUUCUCGCUAUCAUCCACUGGAGGAGAGAUUCGAUAUAUAUACUCGGAUUGGGAGCUAUCCAGUCCGAGUUGUUCUUGGAGAGGACGGCAAGCAUCGAUUCGCUGCCGAGAAUGGAUGGAGAUACUUUCUCAAUGACCACCACUGCCAAAAUCUUUGGCAUAUUCUGUUCAAAAAAUUAUCAGAGACAGCAUACCAAGCCAUUGUGAUUUCGACCCUUGGUUCAGAAAUUGACUACCCAAUACGAAUUCCUGAUUAUGAUUCUGAUGCAGAUGAUGUUACAGAUGAUGAUGAUGACGUCUUUGUUUGCAAGUUGGAAGAAUCGCACUUUCGGGAGUCAUCCGAGAAUCUGCCCUUAAGUGACGAAUUUUGCGAAGCAAAUGGCUUUGUAGAGGGAAAAACAGAUGUCACUCUCAUAGGACCCAACAUGCAGCCCGUGGUCUGCACACUCGAGAUUGAUUGUAUUGGUGAUGGGUUCCUGAAGAGAAUGUGGCGUUACUUUGUUGAAUCGAAUGGUUUGCGUAUUGGGGACAAGCUUGUGAUGAGGCCGGUGGGGAACAACACCUUUAUGGUGGGAGUUUACCGUCAUCACAGACGGUAAACAAAAAAGUAAUUGAUUGUUGUUUAAUGAACAUUAUCAUUAUCU
Cuscuta campestris is the source of this 2520-nucleotide messenger RNA. The record is from the annotation of a GenBank genome assembly. Lineage: Eukaryota; Viridiplantae; Streptophyta; Magnoliopsida; Solanales; Convolvulaceae.